Messenger RNA from Exophiala oligosperma, 3630 nucleotides. Its product is annotated as trehalose-phosphatase. Gene Ontology annotation, cellular component: cytosol; alpha,alpha-trehalose-phosphate synthase complex (UDP-forming). The coding region runs from base 505 to 3405 and encodes 966 amino acids. Gene Ontology annotation, molecular function: catalytic activity. Gene Ontology annotation, biological process: trehalose biosynthetic process. NCBI's taxonomy places the organism in Eukaryota, Fungi, Ascomycota, Eurotiomycetes, Chaetothyriales, Herpotrichiellaceae. The transcript is spliced from 2 exons. The record is from RefSeq and is a predicted model, not a curated record.
AUACAGAACAUCGUCGUGGAAUCGUGGAAUCGUGGAAUCGCGCGAUGCACUGCUAGCAGCUUCUCCUGCCAUGACGGCGUUAGUGUAACCCAAAGCACAUACAAUGGUCCCUUCCUACUUCCCCAUGCUGAACCACAACGCGUAACGCGAAAUUCAUUCUCUUGGGCACCGCUCCGCCCGGGACAUUGCUCCGGUUGAAGCCAAUUCAUUCCAACCCGACGUACUGUUGCUCACUGCUCACUGCUCAUUGUUCACUAUACUCUUCUACUCACUACUCGACAAUCAAUUCUUUCUUUUCUCUCCUCUUCUUCUUCUCUUCCACUUCUGAUUGUGUCGUUACCCACCGUCUCUUUCCAGUCCAUCCUCCGUCUUCCUCUCUACGUCCAACAGUCGCACCUCGACGUCUUCCUAUUUUCCACCACCGGAUUGUCUCUCUCAGAGCGAUUUAUCUGACACUUGUACUCCUCCUCGAGAUAUACUUGUCAUUAUCGCCCCUAUGCUACAAUGACGAUCUUCGUUGCAAGCCUCUUCUUGCCGUAUACGGUCAACUUCGAUGGCCCGCCAUCCUGGACUGGCUCGGGGCCCGAGUCCCCAGAGAUACACAAAGCCGGCUCCAGCCUUCCAGUCAAUGCCACUUCUCCAGUAGCCUUAUCUCAGACACCCAAAGCAGACAGUCUAUCCUCUGUCAGCCUGUUUACACCCAAGUCAAAUGCGGCCAUCCCCACAGCCCUCACCAAGACCCCAGACUCCUUGAUUCAGACACCAGGAGCGACCACCGAUCAUGAGAGUAUCUUCCGUCCUCAUGUCCAGCGUCCCAUGGCGCUAUCCCUUCCAUCGCACGUCAAGCAGAAACAAGAGCAGGGUCAGAAGGUGGUCGAGGAAAACAUCCCGUCGGCUGCACGUCCAGUAACACUCAAAGAGCUUCGAGGCAUCUCCCGCCACGAUAUACACUCUCCGGGAUGGGGCAAGAGCUUUGUAUGGAAUCAGCCACCGUCGAGGGCCAAGUCACCUCCACCAAGUUCGAUUCUAAAGCAUGCGGCGGUCGAGGUUAGGGAGAAGGCUGCGGCUGUGCUACAGAAAGCCCAGAAGAAGUCGGGGCGAGGCGGGCAUCGAAGAUCAAGGACAGUCAGUCACGACCGCCGGUUUUCGGAAUUCGACUACACUGUGGAGAAAGCAGUCAUAGGCAACGGAGGCCUAUUCAACGCCAUUGAUGCUGCUGCCGAUGCCGAUCUACUCGAUGAGAAGUUGUGGGUAGGCACUCUGGGGUGUCCCAUUGAUGUCUUGGAAGACCACAUGAAAGAGAGCAUCGCAGAGAAAUUAGAAAAUGACUAUGACUCUUUGGCAGUCUACGUCAGUGACAGCGAUCUCAACGGACACUAUGAACACUACUGCAAAACCAUUCUAUGGCCCGUCUUCCACUACCAGAUCCCCGACCACCCAAAAAGUAAAGCAUACGAGGACCAUUCGUGGGUCUUCUACGUCAAAGUCAACGAAGCGUUUGCCGAUCGGAUAGCAAACAACUAUAAGAAAGGAGAUAUCAUUUGGAUCCAUGAUUAUCACUUACUGUUGGUGCCGGGCUUGCUCCGACAAAAGCUUCCCGAGGCUGAGAUUGGUUUCUUCUUACAUACGGCAUUCCCAUCAUCUGAGAUUUUUCGCUGUCUCGCAGUCCGAUCAGAGUUACUGGAAGGUAUACUCGGCGCCAACAUGAUAGGAUUCCAGAACGAUGAGUAUGGUCAUCACUUCCUGCAAACUUGUAGCCGCUUAUUGAAUGUCGAAGCCACCAAACAUGGCGUCAUCCUUGAAAAUGGUCGUUUCGUCCAUGUUAACACCUGCCCCAUAGGGAUUGACCCGAAAGCUCUCGAUCAGCAACGCCGGGCACCAGAGGUACUCGACUGGGUCAAGACAAUACGAGAAAAGUAUCGAGGGAAGCGUAUUCUCGUCGGGCGAGACAAGUUGGACAACAUUCGGGGAGUUCGUCAGAAGAUUCUCUCCUACGAGCUCUUCCUUAACAAAUAUCCUCAGUACAAGGAUCAGGUGGUGCUCAUCCAGAUUGCCACUUCUUCUACCGAGGACCCUGAAUUAAGCGCCACAGUUGCCGACAUUGUUACUCGGGUCAACUCGACCCAUUCAACCCUGGCGCAUCAGCCACUGGUCUUCCUGAAACAGGACAUUGACUUUGCACAAUAUCUCGCGCUUUUGACCGUGGCUGAGUGCCUGAUGAUUACCAGCCUGCGUGAAGGAAUGAAUCUGACCAGUCACGAGUUUGUCAUGUGUCAGGACGGCAAAUUUGCCGAACCCAAACAUGGCCCACUUGUGCUUAGCGAAUUCACUGGGUCGGCGACGGUCUUUGGGCACGACGCUAUUCUGGUAAAUCCCUGGCACUACACUCAGUGUGCCGAGGCCAUCAAACAAGCACUUGAGAUGUCGCCCGAAGAGAGAGAGCGUCGGUGGAAAGGGAUGUACGAUAUUGUCGUGAACCAGAAUGCCACGACGUGGUACGAUCGCUACAUGAAGGCUCUCAAUCGUGCUUGGAAGGAACAUUCGGUUCGAGAAGCGACUUCGGUGCCACGAUUGUCCGUAAGUUCGGUCAAGUCGAAAUACCAGAGCGCUUCGAAACGCUUAAUCAUUCUUGACUACGAAGGAACUCUAGCAUCCUGGGGCUCUCCGGCUGACAUCAUCCUUACAACCCCGAAACGUGCCAUCGAUGUUCUGAAUGACCUUAUUGAGGACCCGAAGAACAUGGUCUAUGUGAUGAGCUCGCGUAUGCCGGAGGAACUGGAACGUUUGUUUAGCCCUGUGGGUGGUCUUGGAAUCAUCGCCGAGAAUGGUGCCUAUGUCAAGGCACCGGACACGGAUGAAUGGGAAGAGCUGGCUAACUCCGAACAUGCCAAAGUCUGGAAGAAAGGAGUCCGCAGCAUCUUACAAUAUUAUGUAGACAGGAUUGAAGGCAGCAGAAUUGAAGAGCGGCAUUCGGCUGUCGUGUUUGAUUAUGCCGAGGCCGAGGAUGUGUCUGGAGCUUUCAAGCAAGCGGGCGAGUGUGCUAACCACAUCAAUGAUGCCUGUCAGGGACAGAACGUCUGUGCGGUACCAAUCGAAGACGGAUUAUACAUCUCUGAAGUUGGGAUCAACAAAGGACUCGCUGCUCAGAUGAUCACCGAUAGUUUGGAAAAGCUGUAUGAGACUCGGGGUGAAUGCAUGCCUGAAUUUCUGAUGGUUAUUGGCGAUUCGAGAGAGGACGAGUAUGUUUUCAACUGGGCCCACAAAAUGGAAAAGGCCGGCACCAUCAAGGACGUCGUUACUGUGACUGUGGGAGCGAGGAACACCGAAGCUUCUGCAACCUUGACCCAAGGAGUGACUGGCGUCCUGUCAAUCCUCGAGAAGUUGGUCCGCAUUUCACAAGGGUGAAGCAACCACUGCUCUACUCCACCGGGCCCAUACUUGCAGAACUCUCCAUGACAUCCGUACACCAUCCAGGGUCUUUCGUUGCGAAACUUUGACCAGAGUGUUGGUUAUGAAUGAAUGAUGGGACGAAACAAAACGUAAUAGACAGAACUGCAUCUCUUCGAUACCCUGUGCAUUACUAUAGCGAUAGAAGGAAAGAAGUGAUUCUAGUGUAUUGCAAUUCAACAC